Salvia splendens (bonfire salvia) is the source of this 1443-nucleotide messenger RNA. RefSeq names its product AFG1-like ATPase. Gene Ontology annotation, cellular component: cytoplasm; mitochondrion; chloroplast. Gene Ontology annotation, molecular function: ATP binding; ATP hydrolysis activity. Lineage: Eukaryota; Viridiplantae; Streptophyta; Magnoliopsida; Lamiales; Lamiaceae. Bases 1 to 1356 code for a protein of 451 amino acids. The record is from RefSeq and is a predicted model, not a curated record. The transcript is spliced from 14 exons.
AUGAGAAAAAUCAUUUGGGCUGCGAGGCAUUUGAGGCCAGCUCUUUGGAAGGGAAACUUUGGAUCAACAAAAAGAUUCGAUUUUUACUCUGUAUACAUAAAUCAAAGGGUUUGUGAAUGUAAACAUCCAUUAUAUGUGCUGUCUCGAGCUCUUUCUGCUAAUGCUGUAACUGGAGUGGUGGAACUUAGUAGAGAUGGACCUCUCAUGGAAUACGGUCGAAGAAUCGCUGCCGGUGAGCUUUUAGAUGGAGAUGCUUCACAGAUACUUCAACGGCUAUAUGAUGAUCUCGUUGCAAACGCAGGAGCUUCCCGGUUGGAUGCUUACGCCGCUUCUCAGAGAGCUGCGAGCAUACGUUGGUGGUACUCGCCCAGUUUCGCGCCUGUGAGAGGACUCUAUCUCUACGGAGGAGUGGGAACUGGCAAGACUAUGCUGAUGGACUUGUUCUAUCAUCAACUGCCACGCAGCUGGAGGAAGCGGAGGAUCCAUUUCCAAGACUUCAUGCUAAACGUUCAUGCCCGUUUGCAGAAGCAUAGAGGAGUUGCAGAUCCUCUAGAAAUCUUAGGUGGGGAGAUCUCAAACGAGUCGAUCUUGUUAUGCCUCGAUGAGUUCAUGGUGAGUGAUGUAGCUGAUGCACUCAUCCUAAAUCGUCUCUUCACACAUUUGUUCAACAACGACGUUGUUCUGGUUGCUACUUCGAAUCGAGCUCCAGAUAAGCUCUACGAAGGAGGGCUGCAGAGGGACCUGUUCCUCCCAUUCAUUGCCACUCUCAAGGAGAGAUGUGUAGUUCAUCAGAUUGGUUCGUAUCUGGACUACCGCAAAAUGACAUCGGCAGAGGAAGGCUUCUACUUUGUCGGAAAACAUGUGUCGAACGUUGUUGAACAGAAAUUCAGAGAGUUGAUAGGCGAAAAGGUGGCUGCUCCGGACGAGGUUGAAGUGGUUAUGGGCAGAAAACUGCAGGUUCCUUUGGGAGCCAACGGCUGCGCCUACUUCCCUUUCGACCACCUCCUCGGAGCUGCAGACUAUUUUGGGUUAUUCAAGAAAUUUCAUACGUUGGCUGUGGAAGGCGUUCCGAUAUUCGGGCCUGCCAACAGGACUGCAGCGUACCGCUUUGUGACUCUAAUUGAUGUGAUGUAUGAGAAUCGAGCUAGAUUAUUGUGCAGUGCAGAAGGUAGUCCGAUGGAACUAUUUGAGAAGGUUGUGACGAUAUCCGAUGCUGCUACCACACGCGGCCUUUCUGAGGUGUGCGUGGACGACGACUUAGGCUUCGCCAAAGAUCGCACCAUUAGUAGGUUGACAGAGAUGAACAGCAGAGAGUAUUUGGAGCAGCAUCACCAUCUCCAUCCAAACUGCAAUUAGCUCAUUUAUCUUCAACUCCAUAAAUUGAUGUCUCAAUUUACUGUUGGCAUCAAAUCAUAGGCUUUGCUAUUUGUGACGAUACAACUA